AUGGAAAUUUAUAAAAAUAUGGGAGUUUGUGCAGGAAAACAGUCAAGUAAAGCGAACCACUCUGUGGUGGAUACUAAAGAGAAUGAUCCAGCUACGGUUCAAGAAGAGCGAAGAAAGUUGUUAAUAGUCAAAGCUAAAAAGGCUCCUUCUCUGAAGCUGGACCAAAAUGCCUUAUAUAAUCGACGACGAGUAAGCAAGGAAAUUACGAGUGUUGAAGUAUCCCAGCUGCUUCACGCUAUCAGAUAA
Blepharisma stoltei is the source of this 246-nucleotide messenger RNA. Lineage: Eukaryota; Ciliophora; Heterotrichea; Heterotrichida; Blepharismidae. The record is from the annotation of a GenBank genome assembly.